ACCGGGAUAUCAUAAAAGGUAGAGAAUAAAAACGCGCAUCUCCGUAAGUUUGUCAUAAUGACCAUUCAGCCAAAACCAUCUACAUCACCGUGCAAAUGCAGCAAUCACACUCUUCAUCCCCACAGUCACAUCCAAAGCACGGUUUCGAGACGGUCUUGAUGGGUUUCUUGAUGGACGACCCGGAGGCAGAGGACGGAAGGGUCCAGUUGAUGGGUGAGGAGAAGGAUGAGGCGGCCAUUUUGCAGUGGAUGGGAUAGACUUGCUAUGACGUCGCCAGUAAAGUCAGUAAAUACGAGCGCAGCUGUUGAUGAUUCUGGAAGUAAAUUUCACAAUGUGAAGAGGAUUCAGAUUCGCUUACUGUUGUUAUGUGACGGUUUAGCUGAAGAGAGGAAGGAGUGAGAUCAGUAUCGUAACAAAGCCUGAGAGUCCGUCUGGGAGUUGAGGAAGUCAGGAAUAAAUACUUCUGACAGGCAGCUAAAUUUCGGUACUAAAUAAAGAUUCAAUCAGAUGAACUUUACUCCGUACUACAAGGAGUAAUUAACACUGUCUAUCAACCCAAUGAUUCCCAAGCAACAGGCCCGACCAACGAUUUCGUCGCUACCUUACCGACCGUUGAGAUAACCGACCUCCAUGCGUAGACCAGGUCGAACCCAUCGAAGUAGCUUUGCUCAUGGUCCAGCACCCGAUCGUGUCACUUGUUGAUGCCCUUCU
Molecule: messenger RNA, 711 nt
Organism: Aspergillus novofumigatus IBT 16806
Lineage: Eukaryota; Fungi; Ascomycota; Eurotiomycetes; Eurotiales; Aspergillaceae
Exons: 2
Coding region: 96-257 (53 amino acids)
Source: RefSeq, a predicted model, not a curated record